GUGAGCAGCCAGCCUAGAGAGGCACACACCCAAAGCACAACCUGGCCUGAGACUUAUUCUGUGGCAGAGAUGAAGUUUUUCCAGCACAUCGCCAGACAGGCUCCCCGUGACACUGUGCACCUGAGAUGCCUGCAGUUCUUCACCCGUCUUGUGCUGGGCUUCUGCUUUCCCACCUACACCAUGAAGACCAUUGUCAUGCACCUGCUCAAUGUGGUGCCUGUGUCACAGUGGCGCAGGAGAGAUUUGCUGCAGCGGCUGCUGGAUAUCAGCGAUAGCCUGUGCUUAUGUGUGCUAGCAAAACGCCUCAACCACUUCAUUGUUGGGAACCAGAGGCUGCCUCAGGACAUCAUCCAUUUACCCCCAGAUGUUCAAAUGGCUCGGCCAUACAAUCUCUUCCAUCGCCUGGCAGAGGAACCAGCUGCACACAACCAGGCCAUAAACGACUUCCAGGUUCUGCGAACGUGGUUCAAAAGAAUCCUUCUCGGUGAGCUGUGACUGAGCAUGCUGAUGCACGGAGCUGUGCUUGUGCUGCUCACAGCUGGCAGCAGAGAGACACCUCAUAGAACAAAUUUAGUGCUUUAAGGAGAAGAGAAUGCGUGCAACAGCUCUGGCGAAGGUCUCACAGCCUCUC
Ficedula albicollis (Collared flycatcher) is the source of this 631-nucleotide messenger RNA. RefSeq names its product inositol 1,4,5-trisphosphate receptor-interacting protein-like 1. The transcript has 2 exons. Bases 70 to 495 code for a protein of 141 amino acids. The record is from RefSeq and is a predicted model, not a curated record. NCBI's taxonomy places the organism in Eukaryota, Metazoa, Chordata, Aves, Passeriformes, Muscicapidae.